AUGCCUCCCGGCGAACCCCCCCAUCCCCAAGCUUUGUUUUCGCUCGUGCCCGCGAAUGAACGAGCCAAAAGCAUUCUCACGUACCGAGACAAUGACCAUCUCGUCUCUUCUUUCCGUCCUUACCCGAACAACCCGACUGUUGUGGUUCAGGGGCUAGAUGUCGGUUUUCAUGUCAGAUCAGCGGCAGGUUGCACUCUUGCCAUUAUCGGUCGCAAAGGCGAUAUACAACUCAAUGAUCUCGAUAUCUCGCCCUACCAUUGCUCUUUCGAGCUUCAUGAGCACAACAGGGGGGAGGUAAUGCUCCAAGACCGAUCCCUGGACAACUCGACCCAGCUUUUCGGGCCGGCAGCGAUGCCCUUCAAGCCAGGACACCCUCACCGCAGAGUCCUUGUUGACCAGAAUAUCAAUCUGCUGUUUGGUAUUGGUGGAGCGGCUUGCGAUCUGUAUCAAUUCGAAAUUCAUUGGCAUGGCCGUGACGAGAGCAUGGUCCGCCAGUGUAUCGACACCAGACUAGGCAAUCCCUCCCAUGCUCGCACCAUCUCAUACGAGCCGCCGACUUCCGUGUCAUGUCUCCCGUUUGGCCGGAUUAGAUACUCGAAACGAGAGAGGCUUGGAAGUGGAACAUUUGGCGAGGUUUGGAAGGUCGCCAACGCCGAUACUGGCGCACAACUGGCUGUCAAACGGAUCAAGACGCCUCGGAGUGAUUCUUACCAAAGCUUCUCACUGAAGCGAGAAGUCGACAUGCUGUCUCGCGUUUCCCAUACAAACAUCAUAAAAUACAUCACGUCCCAAUCCGCAGACGACGGGCAUUUCGACAUUUUUAUGGAACUCAAAUCCGGAAGCGUCCAAUACCUGAUAACAGAGGACCAACUCUUUGCAAGAAGCACAGAUUCCGCCUAUUCACUCCUCUUCCAGAUGCUUCAGGCGCUUGACUGCCUCGCCAACGUAGGCAUGAUUCACCGGGACGUCAAACCUGAGAACAUUCUCUUUACACCGUUAUCGGAUGGGCAAUAUCUAUACCAGCUUGCAGAUUUUGGCCUCGCCAACCUAGCGGUCAACGCCCAAACGUAUGCUGGUACCAAACCGUACAUGGCGCCUGAAGUAUAUCAGGGCUCGAGGCAGCCCCAGACGGUCAAGAUGGACAUCUGGUCCCUCUUUGUUACUCUAGCGUAUGCCAUGAAUGCGGCCGGCUUUCAGAGGAAGCCAAGGCACAGUCGUGAGCAAGUAUUCAAGGCAGUCUGGGAGGCGGCCAACUGGGUGAGGCUCCGACAGUUCCGAGAGAUGGCAAUUGAGGACCCCGACUAUCGAGCGACAGCAGGAGACAUGCUGGACAAGGCUUUCUUUGGAGAGGGUCGUACAACUUCCUGA
Messenger RNA from Fusarium falciforme, 1368 nucleotides. RefSeq names its product Protein kinase domain-containing protein. The record is from RefSeq and is a predicted model, not a curated record. NCBI's taxonomy places the organism in Eukaryota, Fungi, Ascomycota, Sordariomycetes, Hypocreales, Nectriaceae. The transcript has 2 exons. Bases 1 to 1368 code for a protein of 455 amino acids. Gene Ontology annotation, cellular component: autophagosome; cytoplasm. Gene Ontology annotation, molecular function: protein serine/threonine kinase activity; ATP binding. Gene Ontology annotation, biological process: peptidyl-serine phosphorylation; autophagosome organization; autophagy.